Molecule: messenger RNA, 5772 nt
Organism: Anopheles nili
Lineage: Eukaryota; Metazoa; Arthropoda; Insecta; Diptera; Culicidae
Gene: Eato
Product: phospholipid-transporting ATPase ABCA1
Exons: 7
Coding region: 1-5082 (1693 amino acids)
Biological process (GO): transmembrane transport; lipid transport
Cellular component (GO): intracellular membrane-bounded organelle; membrane
Molecular function (GO): ABC-type transporter activity; ATP binding; ATP hydrolysis activity
Source: RefSeq, a predicted model, not a curated record
AUGUCGCCCCUGUUGGUUUUAUUCAUUCGAAAAGGAUUAACAGAAAAGAAGCGACAUAUUUUCCGUAACAUCGUCAACAGCACUGUGACCAUCCUGUUUGUUAUUGCCGUUGUACACAUACUGCAGAGCCAAAAUGCUUCGUCUGCCGUGCAGAACUGGAAGAGUGGAAGCAUUGAUCAGGAUGAGUUAGCGGACAACUUUCCAGGCGAACACAUAAACAAAGUAUACUACACUCCACGGACAGAAAUGACUGAAAAUAUUAUGGAAUCUGUGCGUCAAACGCUGUACAUUGUGGACGAGCGACUUGAACCGUUUGAAAGUGAAAGCGAGUUAGAAUUUGCCCUGCUAGAUAACGAAUAUAUUUGCUUUGGGGUUAGCUUUCACAAUGUAUCGGAAGAAGGCGUGCUAGUGUACACGAUUCGUACUAAAAACAAUAAUUUCCAGACCGAUACAAUCUAUUCUCGCGAUGUAUUUUUCAGUUACAAAAAACGCGACAACGAGUAUAUCGAGAGUGGAUUUUUGGCGCUGCAAAAUGCGAUUGAUCAGGCAUUCGUGAUGCAUAUUACGUCAAUUCGACAGCAAGGUAUCGCAAAAACACCCCGUGUUACAAUUCGCUAUGAUCACAUUCCAGUGAAGGAAAAACAAGGACCACAGGAACCGUCGAAGAUAAAUCUUGUCAUUGCAGUUCUUGCCGUAGGGUUUACCAUAAUGAACACGUAUAUCCUGCUCCUACCGUUGGUCGAGGAGCGAGCGAAUGGUAUGAAAGAAUAUUUGAAAAUAGCCACAUCCGCAAGUUAUUGGAAUGAAGGGGCACUGUUCAUGAUAAAUUUCGUCCAGUUUAGCUUAGUAUUGUUAGUUUGUCUAGCGAUCACUAUCUUCAGUGGCGUGUGGGAAACAAAUCCAGCACAGUUGAUUUAUCUUUUCGUACUGGGGUUUGAAUUCAUAACGAACCAUGUUGCGUUCACUUUUUUCUUAAGUACCACUCUAGCAUCUUCAACCAUUGCGACCGCUGUAGCUCCCGUAACAGUUUUCGUUCCUUUGAUAUUCUCGGGUCUAAGCAAGCAGCUAAUUUUACCGCUCUGCAUAUUUCCCGUCAACGGGCUUUAUUAUGGUGGCAAAAUAUUUGAUUCCUUCAAAUCAUCAGGCCAUUUGUUUCGAGCAGGUGAUCUCUUCACUAUUGGUUAUCCCGGAAUAGACCAAAUAAGUCUGUUUCGGUUGUACGUCGUACAACUGCACGGGGCUGUACUGUGGGUAUUUCUAUGGUUUUACGUUUCGAACGUUUUUCCCGGUCAGUACGGAACCCCAAAGCCAAAAAACUUCUUUUUAUCACAGAGCUACUGGAAAACGGUGAAAAGUAGUGCUCGAAGCAGAACAAAGAGUAAGAAUAAAAUUAAUGCUGAAAGUCAGCACGAACUGCAGCAUGAUUCGGCCAACAGCAAUGACAUGGUAAACGGAUUUGAAUCUAUCAGCUUGGAGAACAUAGAUCAAGCCCCAGAAGAAACGCAGGGUGUAAUUAGUCAACAUGUUGAAGAAACACCGAAUAGAGAUUCACGGCGCGUCGUUCGCAUUUCUAAGCUAAACAAGGUUUUCAAUGGUCGCUCUGGAAGAGCCAAAGUGGCUGUGAAGGAUUUUUCGCUCUCUAUCUACAAUCACAGCAUUACAGUGCUACUGGGACACAACGGAGCUGGCAAAACAACCACGAUGAAUAUCAUCACUGGAAUACUUCCACGGUCGUCCGGGUCGAUCAUCGUGGAUGGCGAGUGUAAUCCAAACCAGUAUCGGCAAAAAAUUGGAUUCUGUCCGCAGCAUGAUGUUUUCUUUUCAUAUUUAAAUUGUCGCGAACAUUUAGAAUUUUUUGGCCGUCUGCGUGGCUUAAAUAAUGCCGAAGCCCGAGAAGAGGCAAGGUUAGUUCUAGCAAAAGUUAACAUGCUGAACAAAAGUGAAUCUCUCGUACAUACACUCUCGGGAGGUAUGAAAAGGAGAUUAAGUUUAGCAAACGCCAUUAUUGGACACACGAAGUUACUUAUACUAGAUGAGCCAACGUCCGGUUUGGAUCCAGAAUCGAGGCGUGACAUUUGGGAUGUGCUUUUGAAGCUACGCCAAAAUCAUACGAUCUUACUGACAACGCACUUUAUGGAGGAGGCUGACGUACUCGGCGAUUGGGUUGCGAUCAUGGAAGAAGGCCAGCUAGUAGCGUUUGGGUCACCCCUAUACCUAAAGCAUCACUACGGCAAGGGGUACACACUAAAAUUGCUCAAGUCGAGUAAUUUUGCUCAGAACAAAACCUGGGAACUGAUUCGUCAGCAUGUACCACAUGUCAUCAUGCGUGAUUCGGUGCAAGAAGUGUUUGCCGUCACUCUGCCCUACGACGAAAUGACUGAAUAUCCAUCUUUAUUGAAGGAGUUAGAGCUGGGUCAACAAGAUUUGGGUAUCGAAUCUAUUGGCAUUGCAAAUGCGACCCUCGAAGAGGUGUUUUUAAAUUCUAGCAACCAAAAAAUUCAGCUGGAGCAUCAUCCGGAAAGUGUCGAUUACGUAGACAACCCAAUUGUUCUUCACAAUGUUGAUUCGCCGACGUCAAUUUCAUCAACUAAAAAAGGUUUCAAAAUGACGCCAAUGCAGAUCAAAAACAUUUGCCUAGCAAUAUGGCGUAAAAAGUGGAUCCAUAUGAAAUCCAACAAGCACAUUUACGGCUGGCUUCUUGCGCUCCCUCUAAUAGUGACCGCACUAUGCUUCACAUUUACCAAUGGAAUUGCUGACGCAGCAACGGCCCUUCCGGCCGUGGUUUUGAAAGCGGACAACAUCAAAAAACCAUUGGGUAUUUUGGUUAUUAACAUGGCAGCUGAGGAUUAUUUAUUUCAAACAUUUAAUAAGGAUACGGAGCGUAUGUGGAUUAAUGGUGUAGAGCUGAUAUUAUACGAGAAUGUAUCAUUGUUCGGAUUGCCCCUUAGGGAACUUAUAGAUAAAGAUUACAUCGAAUAUCGCGACCGGCUGGUAAUUGCCCUUGAGUGUAACAUUACGAGAGACGACGUGGAAAUGCUGGUACUCUACAAUAACAAUCUCGUUCAUAGUACCGGAAUUGCGGAAUCAAUAGCCACUACAAUACUUCUUCGCUAUCAUUCCGGUCUUUCCGAAGCUCUGGUUGAAGUACAAAACAUUCCUUCUACUAGAAAACAGCUGAUAGACAUUCAAACGCCGUAUUUCUUCACGGAGCUCGUAUCGAUAGCGUUUAUGUUUUACAUCCUAAUAUACUUGCAAGUGCCCUUGCAAGAGCAUCUGACUGGCUUCCGACAGCUGCAAAAUAUCAAUCGAUAUGUGUACUGGAUUAGUACAUACACAUUCGAUUUGAUAAUUCAUUUCACGAUUUGCUCACUGGUAAUUGCGCUAGUGGUGUUAAUAGAUCGUGAAGAUGCAUUCUCUACUUCGUCGUGUAGGCAUAUAUUUUUAAUUCUUGUGCUGUAUGGCAUGCUGGCCCUGCUGGUAGUGUACAUCAUUAGCCAAUGUGUGGCAAAUACUAACACUGCCAUCACAAUCAUGAGCUAUCUUAUGAUAGUGGGAGUUGGCGGAGUUUUUUUACUCUCUAGCGAGUACGAUAACAUAAAAAAUAAUGCGGUGUGGAUAGGUAUGAUGCACAUCGUACCCGAGUUUGCACUCAAGCAUUCGAUGCGUGUGGUGUAUGAAAAUCAGAAGCUUAUGCUAUAUGAGCAUCUAGCAAGCCAACAACACGCCGGCAGCCAUUCUAAGGCGCACGAGCUCUUAAAGGACCGAAUCUAUCCGAGCAUAUUUUAUGCUACUUUUAUGAUUAUUUUCCUUGUUCUUGUAGUCGUAUUGAACGAGGGUGUAGAAAACAUUUACAUGAUGGAGAAAGUAAAGCAAAGUCGUGAAUUGGCAGGGGAAAACAUUCGGAAGGUAUACAGACAAGUAAGCCGUACGAUAUCGCGAAAGGACGAGCGUCCAAAAGUUGAGCAAGAUCCCGAGCGCCGUGGGCAAGAUGAAAUCGACAGUCCCGGUCCUUUCGAUGAUGACGUAGAUAAGGAGUCUGAGAUGGUUAAAAAGUUGUUGGAUUCAGCCAAUGCUAGUCAGCAAGAGUAUGCGAUAGUAGUGAAGGGGCUCAAAAAAAACUAUACUAAUCACGAGGCAGUUAAAUGCGUCAGUUUUGCCGUGAAGAAGGGCGAAUGCUUCGGUCUGCUUGGAAUGAACGGUGCAGGCAAGACGACUCUGUUCCAGAUGCUUUCAGGCAACUUGCCGCUCUCGGACGGCAAGGUCUACCUACAGCAAUGCGAGGUGCACGACGCUAACGCGUUUGAAUACCGUCGCCAAUAUGGCUACUGUCCACAGCUGGACGUACUUCUCGAUUUCAUGACGGUGUACGAGGUGAUCGAUUAUUUCGCGCAAUUAAAAAGUCUCUCAUCUAGAGAAAGCCUCAUAAUGAAUUGGUUGGCGAAGCUUGACAUUCAACAGUAUAAAAACCACGCAUUGCGAGAGUGCUCGGGUGGUACCAAGCGCAAGGUCAACACGAUAUUGGCUCUACUUGGAGGACCUUCCGUUGUGCUGCUAGACGAACCCACUACGGGUGUCGAUCCAAAGUCUCGACACUUCCUCUGGAAGACUAUCAAAAUUAUUCAACGAAAAAAUCAAACGAUACUCCUGACAUCCCACAGCAUGGACGAAUGCGAAGAACUUUGUAAUCGACUUUCCAUAAUGGUCGAUGGUCGACUUUCUUGCAUAGGCACCAUACCACAAUUGAAGAAACGCUAUGGCCAGGGAUAUAUUUUCCUACUCAAGUUGAACAACACACCGGCGUCUAACGAACACGACGUAGCCUUCGAUAAUCAGCAACUAAUUCUAGAAGUAAAAGAGCGUUUUAAAGCUUCGCUACAGGAGGAACAUAAGGGUUUGUUGAAAUUUGUCGUAAGCCUCUCUGUAAAACUAUCGAAUCUGUUCGAUCUAGCUAUCGCGCUGAAAGAGAAACAUGGGGAACAUAUCGUAAACUAUUCGAUUAGUGAAUCUUCUCUGGAAGAUAUAUUUCUCAAUUUUCAACCUAAAAAAAUCAGCAUUUCUGAGCAGCAGCAUUUCAUACACUAAUCAACGUACUGGCAGCUAUUGUAAUGUGGUUGGUCUACAUAGCAUAUGGCAGUGAGGACAUCCAAACACUCUCUAUGGAUUACAUUCUAUGUUUCAUUGUUGUGCACAAAGACGUUGCAGGUUAUCAUAAAAAUAGCAUGCACGUGCCUUAUGAAUUCUAGACCACCUUUACAGGUCAUAAAAUCUGUAUCUAUAAGGAACAUUCUCGAACCAAAGAUCAUUUCCUGAAAACAUAAAUACUAGGAGUUUCCAUUUAUCACUUACAUGCAAGUACUUCAAAGCAAAAAGAAAAAAGCGCGUCACUAUGCAAGGAAUAUACAUUUACAUUUAGUUAUACAUCGUCCUCAGCUAUGAGCGUUUACAGUAUUUAAUAAACAGCUUCAUUUAUAUUUUUACCGUAGCCAAAAAAUGUUAAAGUUAAUCCAAUCCCUCAUAAAUUCUCACUUAAGAGAGUAUAAUUUUAUAAUAAUUUUUGUAUACUUUAAAAGCAAAUAUAAAAUCGUGUUUUUUGGGAGUCAAUGUUUCAGAAUAUGUAGUCGUUAUUUGUGAAAUAUGUGAAGCAUUUAAUGAUGCUGCCCUUACUCAUAUUGGAUUUAAAACAAUGGCGUUAUGGUGUAACAUAAUGCAUUAGUUUUAUCAAGUUAUCAAUAAUGCAUUAGCUUUUAUAAGCGAUUAUUUUACCAAACACUA